AUGGCCUUCAUCUUCUCCUCCUCCACUCUCAGAAUUACUGCGAUCUCACUGAUCCUUCUGACAACCCUCUUCUUCUUCCUCCUAAUUCCCCUCCCAUCUCCAAACUAUCCCUCAACAUUUUCACUAAUUCCUCGCAGGUCCCUUCUGAAGAAGAACAAUUCCACUAGCUUAAUCUGUUCUUUUUCCAAUCUUACUUACUCCGAUGGCUUGUUUAAUUACUCCUCUUUCCAUUUCUGUCUAUUUCGAGAAAACCCAUAUUUCUCUAUCCCAUUUCUCACUCUUGUUCUCCUCUUGCAAUUCUAUAUCUUGGUCAAAACGGCACAGGAUCGGUUCUCAGUGGUGGUUACUAAGCUUUCUACCCAUUUGAAACUCUCACCUUCAAUGGGUGCUGUUACCCUUUUGGCUUUGGGAAAUGGGGCCCCCGAUGUGUUUGCAUCUGUAGCCGCUCUCCGAGGGGGCCAACCCAGAACUGGAUUUGGCGCAAUUCUUUCAGCUGGGGCUUUUGUGUCUGCAUUUGUUGUGGGUUUUGUUGCGAUUUAUGCCGCACCAUUCGCAGUGGAUCCGGCACCAUUUAUAAGAGAUGUGCUGUUUUACUUGACUGCUGCUUUGUUUCUGUUUUAUGUUUAUUUGAGUGCUGAGAUUUUCUUGUGGCAGGCGAUUGGAUUUGUUGGAUUUUAUCUGUUCUUUGUUGGGUUUGUGUUUUGGAUGGAUAUGGGAUAUAAUAGUGGGAACAAAACUAAAAGUGAAGCUGUGGAAGAGGUGGGAUUGGUUAAUAAUGGAGAGGUAAAUAAGGGGUUGGAGGAAUUUGAUUGUGAAUAUGGUGAACUCAAGGGGAGAUCGGAAGUUAGAAUGAAACCGAAAUUUGGGUUUUUCAAAGUCCUUUGGAAGAUUCCACAAGCAUGGGAAGUUCCAGUCUCAGUACUUCUAAAACUCACUAUCCCACAAAUUUCACCAUCUGAAUGGAGCAGAUUCUAUCAAUCAGCCAACAUUGCUCUGUGUCCACUCGCCCUAUUAUAUUCCUGCAAAUCACUUGUGCCUCUAGAUCAUCCAAUUAUGUUUCUUUUUCCUAACAGCCAUUUUCCUCUUUGGUUGGUGGUACUCUGUGGAAGCGGCUCUUUAGCAAUUCUACAUUACAUUGUCGAAAAAGAGCCCCCUAAAACUGAGCAAAUUCCUGUAGUGGUCGUGGCAUUUGUCAUGAGCGUAUUCUGGAUUUCCUCUGCGGCUGGGGAACUUCUAAAUUGCCUUGUAGCACUUGGAGUUCUUUUGGAAUUGUCACCGGCACUUCUUGGAUUGACAGUGCUUGCUUGGGGAAAUUCAGUUGGGGAUCUUGUUGCGGAUGUGGCGGUUGCUAAAGCUGGGCAGCCGGCCAUGGCCAUGGCUGGGUGCUUUGCAGGGCCUAUGUUCAACAUGCUUUUUGGACUCGGAACAGCUUUGGUGAUACAGACCGCUAAUGUUUAUCCCGAAGCUUACAUGCUCCAUUUCCACUUGAGUAUAGUGGUGGCGUUUGUCUUCUUGCUCUUGAGCUUGAUGGGAUCCUUGUUGGUCGUAACUUGGCACAGAUUUCGAGUUCCACGAUUCUGGGGGUUCUGUCUUGUUGGCCUUUACAUCGUUUUCAUGGGUGUAAGCCUAAUCAUUGCGAAAUUCUCCGUUUAA
Messenger RNA from Fraxinus pennsylvanica, 1653 nucleotides. Lineage: Eukaryota; Viridiplantae; Streptophyta; Magnoliopsida; Lamiales; Oleaceae. The record is from the annotation of a GenBank genome assembly.